Molecule: messenger RNA, 1302 nt
Organism: Photinus pyralis (common eastern firefly)
Lineage: Eukaryota; Metazoa; Arthropoda; Insecta; Coleoptera; Lampyridae
Product: nose resistant to fluoxetine protein 6-like
Exons: 9
Coding region: 1-1302 (433 amino acids)
Molecular function (GO): acyltransferase activity, transferring groups other than amino-acyl groups
Source: RefSeq, a predicted model, not a curated record
AUGCGGUAUGAGUACGUACUUGUGGUGAUAUUAGUGAGCGGUGUGUCAAAUUCGAAAGUGAGCGGUGAACCAUUGGGUUACUUGAAAUACGUUCUGGAUAUUCUGGGUGAUGUGGUUCAGAAUGAGACAAAUGGAAUUGGUAUUAACUGUAGACGUCAUAUGGACUACUAUCAAGCAGGAUUGAAGACAAAUCGAUUGUGGGCUUUUCAAAUGUUUGACGCUGCAAGCAAGCUACCAUCAGGGAUUGGAGCAGGACAUACGGUCGAUUUGGGUUCAUUUGAGGAGUGCCUCGAAGUAAUUCAACGGAUAGAUUCCUCAGAUUCUUUCCGAGGACGAUACUGCCUUGGAGAGACGAAUAUAAAUUUAAAGAAGAUAAAUGCCACAGUACCACUGAAACUGGCAAGUUGCUUACCGGAGAGCUGUUCCACUACCGAUGUGUCUACAGUAUACAAGUAUUUUGGAUUCAAUUUCUCGUUCCCAGACAAUUUGUGUCAAACAAUCGCUGAUCGAGAAAAGCUACGGUUUGGAUUGUCAGAAUAUUGUGGAGUGGCAUUCUUCGCAAUCUUCGCGCUGGUGAUUUUUGCUUCUACAAUUUACGAUAUCUACUUGUACAUAACCGAAUCACAGGUCAAGCAUCGGGCACUUGUCGCGUUUUCCAUUCUUAAAAAUGGCAAACAACUGAUCGCAAUCGAAAACAAUGCCAAACAAAUAACUUGCAUGAACGGAAUUCGAGUUAUCAGUACCAUGUGGAUCAUCCUAGAGCACAGAUACUACAUACCAUUAAGCUACUUUCCUCUGUGGAAUAACUUUUACAAGGAAACCUGGAAGCAAAGUGCAGGAAAUAUGCUUAUGAUAAACGUACCAAUGGCAGUUGAUACCUUCUUUGUACUAUCAGGAAGUCUUGUAAGCUACGUUUACCUCUGGUCCGCCGAGAAAAGCACCUCGUUUCAUAUUUUCAAGUUCUACCUUCACCGGUUUUUGAGAUUAACUCCCGUUUUGGUCGCUGUUAUCAUUUUUAUAGUCACAUUACUGAGACAAUUAGCGUCAGGCCCGCUCUGGUCGAGCAUGGUUGAAUCACACCUGAUUGAUGGUUGCGAAAAGUAUUGGUGGAAGGCGUUGUUGUAUAUUCAAAAUUACGGUCAAACGCCCUCAUUGUGCAUCUCUCCCAGUUGGUAUUUGAGCGUCGAUAUGCAGUUGUAUGUAGUUUCCCCAAUCUUUCUGCUGGCGUUGUCCAGAUGGCCGAAACGUACCAUUUAUGGAAUCGUCGCGCUCAUUGUUGGUUUUUUGAGCUUAAUGGUAUAA